UUAACCCGUUACAGCUGGAUGUAUGGCUGGACAUCAGCAUGAACAACGUGCGCCUGCCCGCCCUGUCCAUCCCCGAGCCUGAUUUCCACGGUUACCUGAGUAAGCUGGGUUACGUGCACAAGGUGUGGCGGAGGCGCUACUGUGUGCUGAAGGACGGAUGUCUCUACUACUACACAGACUACAACAGUAAACGGGCCAUUGGUGUGGCCCAUUUCCAUGGUUACCGGGUGGAGCCCAUGACGACCACAGGAAAGUCCCACGCCUUUAGCCUGACCCCGCCCUCGCCUGACAUCCGAACCUUCUACUUCAGCGCAGACAACGAGUCCGAGAAACUCAAGUGGAUGGAGCAUCUUGAAGACUCCCUGGGCCGCUGGAUCAAGGUGGACUGAGGAAUUCUGUUUCUUUACUUACUAGGUCAUUAUCUAAUAACACUCUUAUUACCAGGUAUUUAUUUAUUUAUCUAGCAGUAUUUAUUUGUAGUACAAAUAGUUUCUUAUUUAGCUAUGUUUAUUCUUGGGCAUCAUUCUUACCUGUAUUGUAGCUUUCUAAUCUUCAUUUCUUGUAGAUUGAUUAUUUUCAUGGACAGUUGAGUAAAGCUCAGCAUUUGUUGAAAAGUAUGAAUUUUAACAGAAAAGGGUCACUGAAGCCAUCUUUCGGACAUUUUGAAACUCUAGCAUUGUUUUUGCCUUUAUUGUAGCCUUUUAAUCUUCAUUUAUUGUAUAUUUAUCCUGCAGUUGUUUAAGAAUGUGAGAGUUUGUGGAAAGUGAAGGAUUUAAGCCAUUUUUAUGAAGUAUUGAAAUUCACUUGUUUCUUUUCUGUAUUUUUUCUGCUGUGUUAUUUUGUAUUCCCCAAUCUUAAUAACCUCAGACUUACCAGUCUAGAGAGACUACCGUGUAGUGACACAACAUUAAGUUUGGCGUACCGGCUUUCCACAUUGUAACAGACACUUUGGUUUUCUGACUAGAGUUAGUGUAAAUGCCAUGUACAAUAAUUAAUCUGUGUAAAAAUCAUGUAGGAUCUGUUUGUUUCAAUUUAACAGAAUCCCAAAGGACAUGUUCGAAAAUGGAUUUCUUGCUGUUUUGACAACCAAAGUAGCUUCACUUUUAGAUUCACUUUUACUUUUAGAAAUAAGAAUAUAUUUAGCCAAUUUUGAUCAUAUAAUUUGCAUGAUCAUUUAAUAUGUCGCGUAAGACUCUAAACUAUACUUAGCAAAUUUAAUUUACUAACUCAAGAUUGAAGUAAAAGUCUAUAUCCUUAACUAACAUGAUUGUGGAAAUGACAGGAUGUUGAUUGGAGUUUGUGAGGUUUUGAAAGAUGAAUUUUGUAUAUUAUACAAUAUAUAUAUUCACUGCAUAUCAA
Messenger RNA from Branchiostoma floridae (Florida lancelet), 1359 nucleotides. Its product is annotated as interactor protein for cytohesin exchange factors 1-like. The transcript has 3 exons. The coding region runs from base 39 to 389 and encodes 116 amino acids. The record is from RefSeq and is a predicted model, not a curated record. NCBI's taxonomy places the organism in Eukaryota, Metazoa, Chordata, Leptocardii, Amphioxiformes, Branchiostomatidae.